UCCCGAUAAGACGCGUGUAUGCAUGUACAUGUGUCUUCACUUUGUUAUCACUCGCAGACCAUUCAUCGAAAUACAAAGUGUUGUUUUCGGGAGUAAUUUGCUACUAAUUGGAUAUUCAAAAUGGCGAUGAAACGAGGAAAAGUUCCCAAAGAGGUGAUGGACGUAUUCGAGAAGUACAUGCAGAACAACGUACGUAAUCUGAAGAAAGAGCAGGCGACCGAUCUCUUUCAAAAGGAAUUCCAGCUAGACGUUGAGCAGGCGGAAGUGAUGUUCAACACUUUUGAUAAGGACAAAAAUGGCAUCAUGAGUAUAUGGGAGUUUCAGCAGUUCUACAUGUGCAUGGGCGAUCAUUGUCAGGAGGUUAUCACCAAAUUUAAAGAGCUGGACGCGGACGGAAGUGGGAAGCUCGAUGGCGAGGAGGCGAAGGAGGGACUGAAGACGCUGCAGACGGCGACGGGACGCCAUCUGGAGGAAAAGGAGAUUGAAUUUUUCAUGAAGAGCGCCGUAGGGGACGACGGGCUUAUCAACCUGGGCGCGUUUACCAACUUGUUGUAUACGCUGAAACUGUAUAAGGCGCCUGCGCCGAAAUCUUAGAGCCGAUCGCUUAUUUGCUCACGCAAUAUUUAGUUCCUAACAUUGAACUAUUUUGUGUAUUGUAUUUUUAUGAUUUUAUAUGCGUGGAAAAUAAAUUAUUCAGUUUGUUAAUAUACUUUAUAAUGUUUAUGUAAAAACUAUACGCGUCAACAUUAAGAUAACGAUUAAAUCGUCUUUAUUUGUGUUAAUGCAUCUACUUACAUAAAGGCUUGCAUUUAUAUCGCUUGAGCGAAAGCGUAGACUUGCAACUUGCAGGUGUUAUUUUACAUCAACUUUCCUACAUAUUUGUUUGUAUGCCAAAUUUUUGUAUCGAACUCCAGUCCGCGAUUACGCAAUAAUUUAAAAUAGGAAAUACAUCAUGCCAUUGAAAUAUUCGAAUAUAAACUGUCGACGUGAACGUAAACCGUACAUUCUUUUAUUUUCGUGAGUGGCUUCAUACAAUCUGGCAGUUUGGUUUGAUCUUAUAUUCUUGCAUUGUAUUAAGUGUCUGACAUAUAAAUUAGGAGUUGAGUGGUUCGAUUGCGGAUUUUACAAAAAUAAACGAAAAUUAUCCGACAAAUGAUAUUGAUUUCACGGUAUAUCAAUUCGUUUAUGACUGGAAUUAACUAAUUAUUUUGUGUGUGAUGGAAGUUGAUUGUUUAAUGUACGAAUUGCUUUACAUGCCUAUAUAAAAUUCUUUACACUAUGUGGAUUGAUAAUCUUGUACAAAUAAGAUUAAACAAAUAAUGCGUCUUCAUUUAAAAUUCCACCGUAAAUGAUCACGUUUAGUAUUAAAGUAUAGAGUUCACAUUGCUUUACACGCCUAUAUUCAAUUAUGUAUGCCGAUUGAACAUCUUGUAAAAAAUAUUUUUUUAAAUGCAUGCACAAAUGAAUUCCACAUUAAAUGCUUAUUUUAUGUAUUAAUGUAAAUGUUAAUUAUGAUUAUUAAUAUAUUUUUUAUUUUCAUAUGUGUAAAGAAACUGAUUUAAAACGUCUGUUUAAAUUGUAUGUCUUUUU
This is a messenger RNA of Dreissena polymorpha, 1590 nucleotides long. RefSeq lists its product as uncharacterized. The transcript is spliced from 4 exons. Gene Ontology annotation, molecular function: calcium ion binding. The record is from RefSeq and is a predicted model, not a curated record. The coding region runs from base 121 to 594 and encodes 157 amino acids. Lineage: Eukaryota; Metazoa; Mollusca; Bivalvia; Myida; Dreissenidae.